UUUCAUCUCAUCAUGGCCGCGGGCACCCUCCACAAGCUCCUUAUCGUGCCUGCCACUUUCGGGCCGUUAUCCUACAUGACUCGCAACUUCCUGACCAUUGUAACUGCGACAGUGAGCGACCCCACAACUUCCUGCUGGUCCUGGUAUAAGUCAUCUUAGAGUUCGAUAGCGUUGAUACAGACUAUCUGAUAUCUGAAUGGAGUAAUUGUAGAUACAGAAAUAUCACAGGAGACUCGCCGCGCAUCCGGCUUGCUUGUGCGUGAAGUGUUUAUCCGGAUCUUGCAACCUUUAGGCGAAACUAGCAACCACCAAUGCCACCAAAUAUCUCUCUCCGAGAAUCUAUCCGUUGGCUGCCUGAUGAAGCCUACGAAGAUACGAAUACUGUCGUACUUACGUCUGGAGAACAACGCUUCGUGGACGUUCGACUCCGGAAGACCGAUGAAGGGACCCGCGGGCAAGAUCCAGAAAUCGAUUGGGCAUUUGCAGGCACUGCUACGUCGACACAGGCUUCUCCGGAUACCGACAACACUCACACAACCUGGUAUCACUGGAUUGACUCACGACAUCACGGAAAAGCCGCCGAAGGUAUCCUUGAUCAUGGAGACAUGUCGCCACUGCCUGGUGACCGAACGCUAGAGAAAGGCCGUAUGAUCAACCCAGCCACUGGUAAGGAGACCGACUACGAAGAGAUAUGGAAGGACGAGGAACCCAUUGCCGUUCCAUCAAACGACGAACCUGCGAGGCGCUGCUGCAUCGUUCUGACGCUGGAAGACACCGCGGCACACGUGCAAGGUUCCAGACCGCGUGGGAUGUUGAUACGGGUGGGUCAUAUCGUUCAAGGCAUGGUUAAGACAGGUGAAACUACUCACAUCGAGCGGUGGCAGUGGGAGAAGUCGGCGCUGCAGGGUUCGUGGGUGCGAACCUGCAAGGUUGGCAUCUAUCCCUUGCCGGUGCUCUUGCUCACCUCGGAGUCCGCGCUCAAAGGGAGUGCGCAAGAAGACGGCAUGGGCCAUCCAUGGAAAGUAGUCGAGUCCGAAUACUUUUGACACGCUUGCUGGAGUCAAAAGGCUCCGUGUGACACUUGUUCAAGCGACACUAUAGCGGGCAAUCAUAACUAUAUGUCAUACGCAUACGGUAUCACCGAGUG
Baudoinia panamericana UAMH 10762 is the source of this 1147-nucleotide messenger RNA. RefSeq lists its product as uncharacterized. The record is from RefSeq and is a predicted model, not a curated record. Bases 312 to 1046 code for a protein of 244 amino acids. NCBI's taxonomy places the organism in Eukaryota, Fungi, Ascomycota, Dothideomycetes, Mycosphaerellales, Teratosphaeriaceae. The transcript has a single exon.